AUGGCGAACUCUAAACUUAUUCUGGUGAUUGGUGGAACAGGCGCGCAGGGGGUGCCCGUCGUCAAAGCGCUUUCAAAUAGCAAUCGAUAUAGUGUCAGAGUUCUAACUCGAAGUGCCGAAUCCACGCGAGCUAGGGAGCUCGCCGCUUUGCCGAAUGUCACUCUUAUGGAAGGAAGUCAGGAUCAGCAAAAAGACCUUCAUCAAGCCUUCACUGGCGUAUAUGGCGCUUGGGUGAACACGGAUGGUUUUACUCUCGGAGAAAAGAGCGAGCUGUUCUAUGGAAUUAGGGCAUACGAGAUCGCGAGGCAUCACGGCGUGAAACAUUUUGUCUGGGCAAACACGGACUAUGCGGUCAAGAAAGCUGGCUGGGACGAGAAGUAUCAUUGGGGCCACAAUGAUGCAAAAGGUCGGGUUGGCGACCUAAUUCUUAGCCAUGGACAAGAGACUAUGAAAACGUCUUUGUUGACUACGGGACCGUACAUGGAUAUGUUGUUUGAUGGGAUGUUCGUUCCAAAGGAACAAGCCGAUGGCUCGUUUGUUUGGGCGAAUCCAGCUCAGAAUGGUAAAAUUCCACUAAUCGCCCUCGCUGAUGUGGGUUUCUACAGUCUGUGGAUGUUUGACAAUCCUUCAGAGUCUGCGGGUUUGGAUUUGGAAGUUGCGACGCAGCAAAUCAGCUUCGCCCAGAUUGUUGAGACAUUUACACAAGUCACGGGAAAGAAAGCCGCACAUGUUUACGUUCCACUCGAAGAUUAUCUCCCUGCUGCUGAGCCAUAUCCCAAUGCUUGGGCUAAUUGGGCUGCGGGACUAGACGUCGUCCGUGACGAAUCAUCGAUGACGUGGAGGCAGAACUUUGCAGCUUGGUGGCAGUACUGGAGCGAAGGUAUUGGAGCAACUAGGGACAUGGAACUUUUGGAUCGAAUUCAUCCUAGACGGAUUCGCAGCCUUAAAGAGUGGAUGGAAAAGGUUGGCUACGAUGGUAAGCGCAGGAGUGUUUUGAAAGCUCUUAGAGAUUUGAAAAGGGAUAAGCCAGAGGGAUCCUCGAACAAGAACUUGCUAUAA
Bipolaris victoriae FI3 is the source of this 1059-nucleotide messenger RNA. RefSeq lists its product as hypothetical. NCBI's taxonomy places the organism in Eukaryota, Fungi, Ascomycota, Dothideomycetes, Pleosporales, Pleosporaceae. The record is from RefSeq and is a predicted model, not a curated record. The coding region runs from base 1 to 1059 and encodes 352 amino acids. The transcript is spliced from 3 exons.